Dryobates pubescens (Downy woodpecker) is the source of this 2156-nucleotide messenger RNA. It is a transcript of the gene TIMP2, whose product is annotated as TIMP metallopeptidase inhibitor 2. Gene Ontology annotation, molecular function: metalloendopeptidase inhibitor activity; protease binding. The record is from RefSeq and is a predicted model, not a curated record. Bases 277 to 939 code for a protein of 220 amino acids. The transcript is spliced from 5 exons. Lineage: Eukaryota; Metazoa; Chordata; Aves; Piciformes; Picidae. Gene Ontology annotation, cellular component: extracellular matrix. Gene Ontology annotation, biological process: negative regulation of endopeptidase activity; negative regulation of membrane protein ectodomain proteolysis.
GGAGCCGCAUCCUGCGGAGGGGCGGGAGCAGCCGGGCUGGCCCCGCGCCAUGCAGAGGAGGAGCAGCAAAUCCCCGGAGCACGUUAAAAAGCGAGGCUGAGCGGCAGCCGGGGAAGGAAGAAAACACCUCCAUAGAAGGCAGCGGAGGAACGGCCGCAGCAGCUCGCAGGGGCCGCGGCUGCCGGCCCCAAACUUUCCGCCGGCGGCUCGGCCGCGCCCGGCCGUGGAUGCGGCUUUUUGGGCCGGGUCGCUAAAGCUGCAGCCCCCCGCAGCAAGAUGCUCGCCGCGCUGCCCAGCCUGCUGGCCUGGCUGGCCGUGCUGCUGCUCGGCAGGGCCCGCCCGGCCGACGCCUGCAGCUGCUCGCCCAUCCACCCGCAACAGGCCUUCUGCAACGCGGACGUAGUGAUCCGAGCAAAAGCUGUCUCUGCGAAAGAGGUGGAUUCAGGGAACGACAUAUACGGGAACCCCAUCAAACGAAUCCAGUAUGAAAUCAAGCAGAUCAAGAUGUUUAAAGGCCCUGACCAGGACAUAGAAUUCAUCUACACGGCUCCAUCCACUGCCGUGUGCGGCCGGCUGCUGGACACCGGCGGGAAGAAGGAGUAUCUCAUUGCAGGCAAGUCUGAGGGCAAUGGGAAGAUGCAUAUCACGCUCUGUGACUUGGUCUCCACCUGGGACUCGCUGAGCCCAACCCAGAAGAAGAGCCUAAAUCAGCGGUACCAGAUGGGCUGCGAGUGCAAGAUCUCGCGCUGCCUCUCCAUCCCCUGCUUCGUCUCCUCCUCGGACGAGUGUCUCUGGACAGACUGGGCGAUGGAGAAGAACAACGUGGAUGGGCGGCAGGCGAAGCACUAUGCCUGCAUCAAGAGGAGCGAUGGCUCGUGCGCCUGGUACCGUGGCAUGGCCCCCCCCAAGCAAGAGUUUCUCGACAUCGAGGACCCCUAAGCCAAACGAGCGCAUUCCAGUAGCCAGUAGAAAAAAAGACAAAAAAAGAAAAAAAAAGGAAAAAAAAAGAGGAAAAAAAAAAAAAGAAGAAAAAAAUAGCCCAAACCUGGGAGAUGUUAGACUGGGUCCACGCUGAUAUCAGUUCCUAGAGACAGCAUGAAAAUCCGCUCAGCUGUGGCGGGGGGAGGGUCCCCUGGGCUGUGGUGGCUGCCGUGCAUGGCAAGCUGUGGCUUUGUGCCAGGGCUGAGCCGGGCGUGGGAAGGUGUGGGAGCUGCAGCCCCUCCCAGCUGCAUUCAGCCCUGGCAGCUGUGAAAGAGUAGAACCCUUGGGAGUGGUGGGAGCUGCCCCGUCCACAUAGCAGGUCUACCGGUGCCCUCACCAUGGGGGACCUACCCCAGCAGUUCUUGCCAUGCAGUUCUCCCCACUGCAGUGUCCUUGGGACCCCCUUGUCCCCCCCUCCCCACCCCACUGCCUGUCCCUCCCUUCGGGGGUGCAGGAAGGGUACAAUCUCCAGGCAGGGGCUCUAGGGGGCUUUACUAUGUGGCAGAGCCUUUGGCCAUGUGUGAGGGUCUAUGGAACCUUUACAGGGCUGGGCCGCUUCUGCACCUGAAAAGCCAGAAGGGGGUACAUUAGCAUGCAUGCUCCUGGGCACUGCUACCCCUCUUGCCACACACUCCUCUUCCCAUGGGGACACAGAGGUGAGUGCAGGGUUCACCACUAUUCCCAGCAUCAUAGUGAGGUCUAUUUUAGCUUCACUCUCCUGCGUAGGUGGGGAGCUGCUGCCAGACCUCGCUGCAGCCGUUGCCAAUGGACAGGCCCAGAUCGACUCCCCCACCCUUGCAGGCGGGCAGCAGGGUUGGGCAGGAAGCUCCCCCUCAGCUGGGCACAGGCACUAUGAGCUCUGGCAGUUCAGGCAAAGGAUGUUCAUCAUCGCCUUGUGCAGGUGUUGGACGAGCUGUGCCAUGGCCUUUGGCACUGCUGCAGUGUUUUGGCCAGGUGCACUCUCUCCUCUGUGACAGCAGGGACAGAGCCUGGCAUCUGGCUGGGCACAGGUGGCAGAACAGCCACAGGAACACUCAUUCCCUUCAGUGAACCCUCCACACACCUCAGGCCCCACUUUCUCUGAGCCAUUCCCAUAUCGCAGCAGCACUGGUGCGUGCCAUGGAGCUGCCCAUCCACGAUGCAGGCCCUGGCACACGUGCCCAAGGCCCCCCCUU